Molecule: messenger RNA, 2193 nt
Organism: Macrosiphum euphorbiae (potato aphid)
Lineage: Eukaryota; Metazoa; Arthropoda; Insecta; Hemiptera; Aphididae
Source: the annotation of a GenBank genome assembly
AUGAUGAUUUUCUACAGAAUAUUUGUAACUGUCAGUUCAGUUCUGGCACUAUGCACUUUUGGAACAUCUCAAUCUUUAGAUGCCGAAUGUGCACUACAUCUAACUGGUCCAGGAAGAACCAGUUUUUUCGAUUUCAAUACUAACACAUUGAGGGGUGGUCCACUAGGUAUGGGUCAAUCAGGUCAAUGUAUCACUUAUGAAGCAGUCAACCAAGCAUACGUAGAUGCUAGAAAAAGAAUUAAUGUGGCACAAACAAAUACAGACAAGUGGACGGCUCAAGAGUUGGCAUCCGUCGGGGAACUAUUGUUGGACAUAUCCAUACAGUUGACUAAAAACUAUGGACUUUCGUACGAAGAAGUAGAAAAAGGAUUGCCUCAGAUAGACACGUCGAGGACUUUAAUCAGAGAGGUGUGUCCGGCUUUCUUAUCCAACGUCGAGUGCAGACCGGGCAAGUACAGGAGAUAUGACGGUCUGUGUAACAACGUCAAGCAUCCGACGUGGGGUGCUACCAAUACCCCCUUUUCCAGGCUGGUUGGACCACUGUUUUCCGACGGCAUGAGUGCGCCAAAAGUCAGCAGCCUCAACAACCGAGAUCUACCGAUAGCCAGAGUGGUUUCCAGGACAAUGCACCCCGACGAGGGAUACCACGAACACGCUGCUACCGUGUUGUUGGUCGCAUUUGGUCAGUUUAUGGACCACGAUUUCACACUUAUGGGAACGCCCGCCGACCCAAUUACUAAGAAUGAACCAGAAGAAUGCUGCAAUCGACCUCCACAUUUAAAACAUCCUUACUGCAACGAAAUACCUGUUCCUGAUGAUGAUUACUUCUACAGUAAAUUUAAUGUAAAAUGCAUCGAUUUUGUAAGAGCUUUUCCAUCUGUAAGACCAGGAUGUCGCUUAGGCUCAAGGGUACCGUUCAACACGUUGACAGGAGUAAUAGAUGCAAAUACAGUUUACAGUGUGACUGAAGAUUACGCUAGACAUUUAAGAACUGGUUAUGCUGGUUUACUUCGCAUGAACCCAGCGUUUAUGCAUCAUGGACUAAAAGAUUUGUUGCCUUUGAGACUUAAAGAUCCCGACGAAGGAUGUACUAGAUUAAACCGUUCGCAAUAUUGUUUUGAUGCCGGAGAAGUUCGAGUAAAUGAACAACUCGUACUUGCUACUAUGCAUAUUAUAUGGGCAAGAGAACAUAAUAGAAUAGCAAAAGAAUUCGGCAAAAUCAAUCCACAUUGGGAUGACGAAACUAUUUUCCAAGAAGCAAGACGGAUCGUUAUAGCAGAAAUUCAGCACAUAACUUAUAAUGAGUUUUUGCCAACAUUACUUGGGAAAGGAGUGAUGGAAAAAUUCGGACUGCUUUUACAAAAAGAAGGCUAUUGGGAUGGUUAUGACUCGAAUGUUAACCCCAACAUCCUCUCCGAAUUUUCAGCAGCAGCUCUCAGAAUUGGUCACACAUUUUUGCCCACUUCGAUUGAAAGAUGGAGCAGAGCUCACAAAUUCAUAGCUUCUAAAAAAUUGUCCGAUCUUAUCCGCCGUCCAUAUGAUUUGUAUAGAGCUGGAGUUCUUGAUGAGUACAUAAUGGGCUUGACUAAUCAAGUUGCUCAGGCUAUGGACGAUUCAGUAACGCAAGAGGUUACGAACCUGUUGCUGAAGAAACCGGGUAUGAGGUUUGGAGUGGACUUAGUAUCAUUUAAUAUCCAAAGAGGCAGAGAUUUUGGUUUACCCGGAUACAUGGAAUACAGGAAGUUUUGUGGCCUACCAGCGUCUGACUUAUUCCAAAGCUUAUCUGGAGACAUGCCUAACUCCACUAUUCACCGAUAUUCGACCAUAUACGAUUCUCCAGAAGAUGUAGAUUUAUGGUCUGGCGGUGUAUCCGAAAAACCAUUACCAGGAAGCAUGGCAGGUCCGGUAUUUUCGUGUAUUUUGGCUACCCAAUUUAGUUAUGCAAAAAGAGGUGAUCGUUUUUGGUACGAACUGCCAAAUCAACCAUCUUCGUUUACUCCAGAUCAAUUACAAGAAAUCCGAAAAACAAGAUUAGCUCGAGUGUUGUGUGAUAACACUGAUUUGAUCGACACUAUUCAACUGUGGCCAAUUGUACUUCCUGAUCAUGAAAUAAAUCCUCGAGUACCAUGUCGUAGCGGAAUUAUUCCAUCGUUAAACCUGAACAAAUGGGCCGAUUUCCCAACGACCUCGUGA